AUGCUUCGCGCCCGCUCGCUCAGGCUGUGUCGGCCGCCGCUGGCGGCCUUUCGGCUGCUGAGCAGCGCCGCCGGGCCGAGUGCGCCCUCGCCCAGCGCGAGCGCCGCGCGCCGAGCCAUGCGAAGCCCGGUCACGUGGCUCUCGGCGGCGGCGACGCUUGGCGUGCUGUAUGCCGGCUACGAGUGGCAGUACCAGCGGCAGCUUCAUCGGCAGCGGGCGGCGGGGCGGCCCGACCUGGGCGGGCCGUGGUCGCUGGUCGGCGUCGACGGCCAGCGCGUCACCUCGGAGCAGCUGCAGGGGCAGUGGGUGCUGCUGUACUUUGGCUUCACAAAGUGCCCCGACAUCUGCCCGCAGGAGAUGGACAAGCUGACGGCGGUGCUGCGGAGCCUGGACGGGAAGGGGCAGCGGGCUCCGAAGCUGCCUCCGAUCCCGGCCAAGCCUGUCGAAAUCGCGCUGCCGCCCGCGCCGGGCAAGGCGCGGGCGUGA
Molecule: messenger RNA, 486 nt
Organism: Emiliania huxleyi CCMP1516
Lineage: Eukaryota; Haptophyta; Isochrysidales; Noelaerhabdaceae
Product: cytochrome oxidase deficient
Exons: 2
Coding region: 1-486 (161 amino acids)
Source: RefSeq, a predicted model, not a curated record